UGGACGUUUCAAUCAUAAAAUUUCCCAACCGGACCAUGAAGUUUUCUCCAUUAAUCCCUCUUUCUCUUGCCUUUAUUAUUUUAUGUUCAUCAUCUUCAUUAUUGUCUGCAACUUCUUCUUCUUAUAUAAAAUAUGAGGAGUUUCUUCAAUGUCUUCUCCAUCAUUCUCCAAAUACUUACUCUAUUACCAAUCUUGUUUACGCUCCCACCAACUCCUCCUAUUCAUCUCUCUUGAAUUUCUCCAUUAGAAACCUCAGAUUCUCAACUCCCACCAUCCCAAAGCCACUCCUCAUAAUAACCCCAUCAAAUAUUUCCCACAUUCAAGCAGCCGUCGUUUGCUCCAAAUCUCACGGCCUUCAAAUCCGAAUCCGAAGCGGCGGUCAUGACUUCGAGGGUCUUUCUUACGUCGCCUACCACCCAUUCAUCGUAGUGGAUCUCAUUAAUCUCAGCUCUGUUGCUGUCGACGUCGAACAAAGUACAGCAUGGGUUCAGUCAGGGGCAACUCUAGGUGAACUUUACUACAGAAUUGCUGAGAAAAGUCGAACCUUGGCCUUUCCGGCAGGGACUUGUCCAACUGUUGGUGUUGGCGGGCACUUCAGCGGCGGUGGAUAUGGGACAUUGCUGAGGAAAUAUGGUCUGGCUGCGGAUAAUGUAAUCGACGCUUACUUGGUUGAUGCAAAUGGGGAGUUUCAUGAUAGAGAGUCGAUGGGGGAGGAUUUGUUUUGGGCCAUUAGAGGCGGCGGCGGUGGGAGCUUUGGGAUUGUUGUGGCGUGGAAGGUGAAGCUGGUUCCGGUUCCGGCGACGGUAACGAUUUGCACAGCUAAUAGAACUUGGAAGGAAGGAGCAAUCAAGUUAAUCGAUCAGUGGCAAUAUGUAGCCAACAAAUUGGAUGAAGAUCUAUUUCUUAGCAUCAUUUUGACUGGUGGGAAAAUUUCAGCUCAAGGAGGCAAAAUAAACCCAACAGCUUUGUUCUUCACUUUGUUUCUUGGAAAGGCAGAUGAACUUUUGACAAUCCUAAAGAACAAAUUUCCUGAAUUGAAUUUGGCAAAAGAAGAUUGCAAAGAAACUAGUUGGAUUGAAUCAGCCGUUUAUACAGCUAAUGGGCUUCAAAUUGAUGAUCAACCCUUAGAAGCUUUUCUCAAUAGAACACCUUUGGCCAAUGGAAGCUUCAAAAUCAAAUCUGAUUAUGUUAAGGAACCCAUCACUAAAGCUGCAAUUGAGGGCAUAUGGCAAAGAUUAAAAUCUCAAGAUAUAGAAGGAGUAAACCUUGGACUUAUUCCGUACGGAGGAAGGAUGAGUCAAAUUUCCGAGUCGGAAAUUCCUUUUCCACAUAGAAUUGGAAAUCUAUAUAAGAUUGGCUAUAUUAUAGGGUGGGAAGAACAAGGUGUGGAUGCAGAGAAAAGACAUUUAAAUUGGAUAAGAGAGAUUUAUAGUUACAUGACUCCUUUUGUUUCGAAAUCUCCUAGAGCCGCAUAUGUCAACUAUAGAGACCUUGACAUUGGAUCAAACGAUAAGUAUGGAAAGACAAGCUACAAGCGAGCCUGUAUUUGGGGUAAAAAGUAUUUUGGUAACAAUUUUAACAGGUUGGUACAUGUUAAAAAUGAGGUGGAUCCUUACGAUUUCUUUAGGCAUGAACAGAGUAUACCAAGUUUCCCUCAUCAUAGAUUUUAAUAUAGUUUGAACCAUAUGAUAUUUGGUUUAUGUUUAUUCUCAACUGUGCCUAGCUGAUUAUUAUUGUGACAAAAUAAGCGGUUUGUGUGUACUGCUUUUAAGCAUAUA
Molecule: messenger RNA, 1778 nt
Organism: Benincasa hispida (wax gourd)
Lineage: Eukaryota; Viridiplantae; Streptophyta; Magnoliopsida; Cucurbitales; Cucurbitaceae
Product: tetrahydroberberine oxidase-like
Molecular function (GO): oxidoreductase activity; FAD binding
Source: RefSeq, a predicted model, not a curated record